This is a messenger RNA of Schistocerca piceifrons (Central American locust), 1461 nucleotides long. RefSeq names its product serine/threonine-protein phosphatase 4 catalytic subunit (gene Pp4-19C). The transcript is spliced from 7 exons. The record is from RefSeq and is a predicted model, not a curated record. Gene Ontology annotation, molecular function: protein serine/threonine phosphatase activity. Bases 174 to 1097 code for a protein of 307 amino acids. Lineage: Eukaryota; Metazoa; Arthropoda; Insecta; Orthoptera; Acrididae. Gene Ontology annotation, cellular component: cytoplasm; nucleus. Gene Ontology annotation, biological process: peptidyl-serine dephosphorylation; double-strand break repair via homologous recombination.
GAACGUAACUAUAUAGUAGGCUGUGACUUCGCAGCUUGGUAGUAAGUUUCCGGUAACAGCCAAUCACCAAAGCAUCGUUAAUCAUAGGAAGUUGGGGAAUUUGUGGUAGUUCGAGAGAGUGAGGAGGGAGUUCUGUCAUACUGAGUCCAGAACGAGAUAACUCUGUUGGAGACAUGUCGGAGUCCAGUGAUUUGGAUCGUCAGAUAGAGCAACUUAAGAAAUGUGAAAUAAUAAAAGAAUCUGAAGUGAAAGCACUUUGUGCCAAAGCCCGAGAAAUCUUGGUGGAAGAAAGCAAUGUUCAGAGAGUUGAUUCCCCAGUAACAGUAUGUGGUGAUAUACAUGGACAGUUUUACGAUCUGAAAGAACUAUUUAAAGUUGGUGGUGAUGUUCCUGAAACAAAUUAUCUUUUUAUGGGUGACUUUGUUGAUAGAGGUUUCUACAGUGUGGAGACAUUCUUAUUGCUUUUGGCAUUGAAGGUUAGAUACCCCGAUCGCAUAACCCUCAUUCGAGGUAAUCACGAAUCGAGGCAGAUCACUCAAGUUUAUGGAUUCUAUGACGAAUGCUUAAGAAAAUAUGGAAGUGUGACUGUCUGGAGAUACUGCACUGAAAUAUUUGACUAUUUAAGCCUUUCUGCUAUUAUUGAUGGGAAGAUUUUCUGUGUGCAUGGAGGACUUUCACCAUCAAUACAGACCCUUGACCAAAUAAGGACAAUAGAUAGGAAACAAGAAGUACCUCAUGAUGGACCUAUGUGUGAUUUGCUGUGGUCAGACCCAGAAGAUACGCAGGGAUGGGGAGUAAGCCCACGAGGUGCAGGAUAUCUGUUUGGAUCUGAUGUAGUGUCACAGUUCAAUGCUUCUAAUAACAUUGACAUGAUAUGUCGAGCGCAUCAACUUGUCAUGGAAGGGUAUAAGUGGCAUUUCAAUGAGACAGUUCUGACUGUGUGGUCAGCUCCAAACUACUGUUAUAGAUGUGGGAAUGUUGCAGCAAUUUUGGAACUCAGUGAGCAUCUACAAAGAGACUUCACAAUUUUUGAGGCUGCACCACAGGAAAGUAGAGGAAUACCAUCAAAGAAACCACAAGCUGACUACUUCCUCUGAAGUGUUUUAGUGUUUAAGUUCAUUCAUGUGUGCAUGAUGUCAGUUUGAGAGUGGGACGGAAGUCAUUUCAUCUGUGUACUUGAUAUGUAAAGAAAUAGAAUGAAUGUGGAUUAUUUUAUUAAAUAUCAUCUUCAGAAUAAAUGUGAUUUCUGGCUUUUGUUAUAAAUUUUUAAAAAAUAAACAUUUGUUUUCAUUUUUAUGUAAGAUGUUUUUGAGAUGAAGUUUGAUAAUAAGGCUGAUAGUUAUGUUCUAAAUAACAAAUGUGAAAUUUUUCCAUGUGUAAAAAAUUAAGACAAAUCAUUUCCAAAACUUGAUCAUUGUCUUUAGUUCAUGCAUUUAAAAUUAAAAUAUGAUUGCAACAAGA